AUGACCAGCAAUGGCCUGCGCACACAGUACCCCUACGUGGGUGACACGCUUAGUCCGCGCGCCCUUUAUGACUUUCCCUCGCCCACUUCAGUCUACCCGUCCGGCAUUGGGCUUGCCUCGCCCAGCUUCUUCCCCAUGGCCUACCAGAUCUCACCUCGGUUCGGAGCAAGUGCCUUUAUUCCCCCCGCAGACGUCUUUGUAGACACCCGACGAGAAACAGUGCGCGAGAAUGGCGUGUAUACGCCACGAAACUCGCGCAAACGAAACUCCCAGGCCCUGGAAACCGACCCCGUGGCCAUGCAUCUGCUGGUCGAGACGGCCAUUGGAGACAGCCAGCACUUUGAUAUCUUGACAGUGGAAGAGGUGGAUGCGCUGAAGCAGGAACAAAAGGCUUUGGAUACGCGUUUGGGGACAGUGAGGCGGAAGCUCGAGUCUGAGACCAAGAUCCGCGAUGCGACACGGUCCCUGGGCCGACUGGCCUCAAAAAAGGGCAAGGGACAUAAGCGAGGCCUCAGCAGUAAGAACAGCAACCCGGUCCAGGAGUACGACGCCGAGGAACUCGAAGGUCUUGAAUCUAGCAACAAGAAGGUGGAGGAAUUUAUCCGCGAGUGCCUGGAGAUUGAGUCUCGCAUGCGCAUGAUAGAUAUGCAGCUGCUGAUGCAUACCGCCGCCGUUCUCCAGCUUACGCACAAGGGCCCGAAGCAAAACAAGGACGACUCGGAAAUACGAGAAGACGGCUUUCGCAGGCCCGACAGUCCGGCCAGUCUGAACACGUACGAGGAUGCCCGACUCAAGGGCAUCCGUGCAGACGAAUUUGACGAAAGAAGCUUGUACAGAUCGCCGGAGAACCUGGACAACCUUAUGAAUGUGCUGCAGAACGGAACACACCACCAGACGUCUUCUGCAGACCGACCAGACCGACCAGACCAAGCCUUGAUUUCAACUGCCACCCGGCUGCAAGAGUUGAACGAGCGCCUGAGAACGCUCAUUAUUGAAGCCAACCCCGAGCGGGACCAGGACUACUCUCUACCCCCGCUGGCACUCGAAGGAACGCCAGAUGCUUCUACGCUGGAUCGUCAGCUCGAAUUUUUGGAUCAAGGCCUCCGCAGUAUCAGCGCCGAACAGGCAAACAUGCGCACCAAUGCAAGACAUGCACUAAGCGAGGUAGAGGGCCGUCUUGAGGGUAUCAACAAUCAACUAUACACCGUCGUCUCCCGAUCAGACCAACGAACAGAAAAGAUCGCCCCUCCACCAGCAAUCACCGGCUCAGGCUCGACCGAGCAGCUCAACUACAUGGAGAACACAGUCUAUACUCUUGAGCAGAUGCAGUACGCUAUUGACGAGCAGAUCAACCAGCUCCGCUCCAGAGCCGUGCCCGUGAGCGAUUCGGAGAGUGCGGAAUUGGCCGAGAAAUACGAAAACACCAUGCGGGGCCUGUGGGACAUGAUUCUAAAGGGCGAGGCACAAGCGCGUGAACGGAAGCGCGAACGACGCCGACUAAUGGAAGAAGACCCAGACGCCGAGGAGCAGCUGUCACCAGACGAGGAUGCCAACGCCAACGAAUCAUACUCGUUGCUUGCUUUCUCCUCCAAGGUGCAGAUGCUGUUCAGCCGUGCCACCAACCUUAAAGAAAAGCAGUCGGUCCUUAUGCGCCAGAUCAAGCAGCAGCGUGAGCUCAACAGCAAGUCUGAUGCGCAGAAAGAAGCCGAAUUCGAGCGACUCAACACACAAGUGCUCAGUGCGAGAUCUGAGAAGAAGACCAUGGAAGAGGAGCUGGACCGGGCGAUCAGUCAACUGCAGCAAUUCGACGGAGCAAAGAUUAACGUUGAGGCGCAGAUCUUGCGUGACACUCAGGAACGCAACGCCGGUCUUGAAGCCCAGCUUAUCAACGUACAAGAGCGGGUCAUGGCAUUCGAAAAGGACUUGAAAGAAGCCAAGCAGCGUGCUAUUGCCUAUGAAGAGCAACUCAAGGACGUGCAGAAGCAAGCUGUCAGCUACCAGAGCCAAAUGCAAGAAGCUGAAAAACGCGCUGCGGCAUACGAGGAAGAACUAAAGGAGCAUCAAGAACGCCACAGCACGUACAAUGUCUCAUCACAAGAGGCAGAUCAACGUAUUGCCGGGUACGAGGCUCAGGUUCGGGAUGCUCAGGAACGAGCUCUCAUGCUAGAGUCUAAGCUGAGGGAAGCCCAAGAUACUGCUCGAGUGGAAGGAGCAGCCAUACAAGCCGAGCUCGCAGCAGCUACUGAGAAGAUUGCACAAACCACGGCGACUCUCAUGGCUAUAACAGAAGCAAAGCAAGCAGCAGAGGCACGUUCGUUGGAUGCUACCAACAUGCUCAACGCCAAGGAGGAAGAGUUCCGCAAUCUCGAAGGCGAAAUUGUCCGUCUGACAACCGAGCUCACCUUUGCCAAAGCAGAACUCGAUGGUGCUUACGGUACCCGCGCCCAACGCGCCGCAGACGCCGGAUCAAAUCCAGCCAUUAAGAAGGAGCUGGAUGAACUCAGCGAGCAAAACAAAGCCCUCUUAGGCGAACUAGAAGCUCUCCGUAAAGUUCAAGACGUGGCUUCUCAAUCCGAAGCCGAAGCUCGCCGAUCAGAGCGUAAUCUCAAAGCCGAACUCUCCGGCAUGGCCGCCGAAUACGAAGCCCUCACCCGCGACGCCAUCCAAAACGAAAAGGACCGAGACACCCUCGAGUCCCAAAUCGACAAACUACGCGACGAAAAGGAGGCCCUGGAACGCGACCUCAGCGAUGAGAAAGUCAAAUGGCUCGGCGUCAGGAGUCCGGGUAUGCCUAAUGGCGGUGCGCAGUUUGACAUGGGCGCGACUAGUAUUCGCAUGUUGAGAGAAGACUUCCGCAAGAUGAUGAGAGAUCGGACUGCGGAGGGUCUGAAAGCACUGAGGAAGAACGACGCAAACUCGAAGCUGUGGUCCGCCAGUUACGCAAAGACGCUAUUCCGCAACGCUCCAAUCUUUCUAGGACUAUGA
This is a messenger RNA of Pyrenophora tritici-repentis Pt-1C-BFP, 2985 nucleotides long. Lineage: Eukaryota; Fungi; Ascomycota; Dothideomycetes; Pleosporales; Pleosporaceae. The record is from RefSeq and is a predicted model, not a curated record.